This is a messenger RNA of Fusarium coffeatum, 1161 nucleotides long. RefSeq lists its product as uncharacterized. NCBI's taxonomy places the organism in Eukaryota, Fungi, Ascomycota, Sordariomycetes, Hypocreales, Nectriaceae. The transcript has a single exon. Gene Ontology annotation, molecular function: hydrolase activity. The record is from RefSeq and is a predicted model, not a curated record. Bases 1 to 1161 code for a protein of 386 amino acids.
AUGGCGAUCGGAAGCUGGCUAAAGCUCAUCUUCCUCUGGCUCUACGCCGCAAUAAUCUCUCCAUGGCUAGUCACUGAUUUCGCUAUUGACAUGAUCCUCUACCUGAUCCCAUUCUUCCGACCCUCACGAAAAUGGUCUCUCAACCAAGCCGCCCACGUACGCCUCGUCCGAUUCGCCCUUCUCUACUGGUCCCUCGUCAAAGCCGGCGACAAACUGUGUCUUGACCCAAAGCGAGAAAAGAAUCGAUUCGAAGUCGUCGCACCGAGAUCGUCAAAGCUAUACCGAGGCAUCCUCUCAGGUUAUGCAGUCCUGCCUGCGGAGAUUGGAAUGACUUGGACGCCAGCACGACCUCCACCUGCUGGGUUGGUUCAUUCUGGGAUGACUGUUGCUCUGCACUUUCAUGGAGGAGGCUACGUGAUUGGAAAUGGUCGCGAUGAAGAUACUGGAUACCUGGCGAGAACUCUUGUCAAGCACAUGGGCUGUACACAUGUGUGCACACCACAGUAUCGACUUUCUAGCAGUGACAACGGACAAUUCCCAGCCCCUCUUCAAGACGCACUUACCGCUUACCUCAAUCUGAUCAAGACCAAGGGCAUUCCUGCAAGUCAAAUCAUCCUGUCGGGCGAUUCGGCUGGAGCCAACUUGGCUCUUGCCUUGGUACGAUACAUUCACGAAUACGGACAAGCCGACGACAUUCCCUUCCCUCGAGCAAUGGCCCUGUGGUCACCUUGGGUCGACAUCGCAGGUGCUUUAGAACAGGAUAUCAAGUCAUCACCACACUACAAAACAGACUAUCUCAACAUCCUCUUCGCCCGCUGGGGCGCAACCACAAUCUCGGGCUUCGGCGCAACGGACCCCGCGGGCCCAUACCUCUCACCCCUCCGAAACCCAUUCAAGCUCUCACAGCCAAUGCCAGUAUACGUCAACGCAGGUGGAGGCGAAGUGCUGUACCAUGACAUCGAGAACUUCUGCCAACGGUAUAAGAAGGCUGGUUGGAAUGUACACCUGGACGUAUCGGAAGGGUGUCCUCAUGACAUUAUCUUGUUGGGUGACUUCAUUGGGUUCGGGGCCGAGGCAGAGAAAGCUGCUGGGGAAGCUAGAAAGUUCUUGAAUGUGAAUGCGGGGUUGAAGCUGAAGAGCUAUGCCCCGCGGAAGUUGUGA